Messenger RNA from Suillus discolor, 1140 nucleotides. RefSeq lists its product as uncharacterized. The transcript has 5 exons. Bases 145 to 1140 code for a protein of 331 amino acids. The record is from RefSeq and is a predicted model, not a curated record. NCBI's taxonomy places the organism in Eukaryota, Fungi, Basidiomycota, Agaricomycetes, Boletales, Suillaceae.
UAGUAUACGAAACUACGACCAACAAGGAUUACCCUCAACUUUCCGUUUCAGACUCUCCUAGCGGAAAGCUUAAGGUCUAGCGGUGGAUUGUUACCAUCUGCAUUCGAAGCUGGGGUGAUUAGCCUGUUGACCACAGGUUUUGACAUGCUACGCGAACCCCUACCGGAGUCAACAACUACACACAAUGAGAGGUGCAGGCAACUGCUAGCGCCUGACUCUUCGACGACUCUCGACAUCACAGCGUGUGCAGCCAUGCUCACUGAUGAUCGUUGCCGCGAGUUUCUACAGCAAGCUAGAGAUAUGAAACUUCAAAUCGAUACUCACCCACCGGAAAACCCCCGAGUUGGCGCAGUUGAUCCACACACCAACAAGGAGGACUUAGAACGCGGCAUGGAGAAACAUGGAGAAUCCACUCGGACUACGCGUGUUUGGCUAGAUUCAGACACAUUAUCUGUCGCGUCACGGAAGGAUAGCGAAGCUACAUUGGUAGAUUUGCCAAUUGGCCACAAGGCUUUCUCACCCGUCCAGGAUUCUAUACAUCGCUCUGGCAAGGACGUCACACUCUCAGUCAAACAGAUCAUGGAACACGACGAGGCUCUAUUCUCGCACGACCCAAACUCAGCAAAUGUUCAAGCAUCGGUACCUGGCUCUAAUAUAUCAACAUGCUCGUCUGCCGACUCCUAUCCUUCGUCGUUACUGAAAAUUCCAACCCUAUCUAUGCCCGGAACCUGGUUCGGGCACCAGGGUCUUACUCGACCAGGUAUACUUAUGAUUGAUUUUGCGGUGGGAGAUCGCAUUAUCCCCGCAGCUUCGUCGAGCAGUUCGCCCAAUGUUGCAUUUACCGUACAACUUUCUUGUUUCCGCAAGGAUCCCCAUCAUGAGCUUCAGGAAGGUGACAGCCUGGAUACCACCCUUGACAAGAUCAGGAGUGUGGGAGGGGAUUGGCCUGCCACAGGUACCCUCGUAGUACAACCCCAGAAUGGACGCUCAACGCCAUCACUAAUACCCUUACGAGGUCAUACGUUCACAGAUUCAUCUCAUGAUGUCGGAGGCACUGGAUCGCGUUGCAUUAGAAUGCGAUACCUUUCGUCCUGUAGAUCUAGGUUUCUACUAGAAAUCUCAAUUGUAAAUCCUUUGUAA